This is a messenger RNA of Aspergillus chevalieri, 336 nucleotides long. Its product is annotated as RNA polymerase II mediator complex head subunit MED22. The record is from RefSeq and is a predicted model, not a curated record. Lineage: Eukaryota; Fungi; Ascomycota; Eurotiomycetes; Eurotiales; Aspergillaceae. Gene Ontology annotation, molecular function: transcription coregulator activity. The coding region runs from base 1 to 336 and encodes 111 amino acids. The transcript is spliced from 4 exons. Gene Ontology annotation, biological process: regulation of transcription by RNA polymerase II. Gene Ontology annotation, cellular component: mediator complex.
AUGGAGUCUCAACCGACAGCCAAAACGCUACACAACCGUAUCAACCAUAACAUCUCUCAGCUGCUCCAACGCUUCGAGAAUAUCAUGGCAACAGCAACAGUCGAGAACACAAGCCACACCUCCACCGCCGUCGAAACCUACCAACUCGACGUCGAAUCAACAGCCUUGAUCCGCGCAGCCGAAGACAUCCUCUCCCUAACCCGCGCAAUGAAAGAAAUCUGGCUCUUUGGAAAACUGGACACACUGGGUGAAGAUGAACGCGAUAUUAAGCGGAGGGAGGAAUUGGAGGGUGAUGCGGAGGCCGUGCAGAAAGUCAUCGAGGAGGUUUUGAAGUAA